Molecule: messenger RNA, 466 nt
Organism: Aureobasidium pullulans EXF-150
Lineage: Eukaryota; Fungi; Ascomycota; Dothideomycetes; Dothideales; Saccotheciaceae
Exons: 2
Coding region: 137-466 (109 amino acids)
Source: RefSeq, a predicted model, not a curated record
ACUACACAGACUCCAAAGUGGCCUCAACGAUAUCCAUCUAUUUCGACAAUGACUCAAUCAUAUAUAGCAUGGUUAUGUCAGGUCAUGCGUCAAUUCUUGGUAAUUCAGGAGCUACUCUAGCCCAACAUACGUCUUGAUGCCGGCACAAAUUAACGUUAAGCCUGAGAUGACCGUUGAAGCUUUCAUCAAAGGUCGCGCGACGGCACUGCGCGAGCUUAUACCGAAUUCGAUCUUCUUGCAGUACGGUCUGACAAGCAUUGCCGCCACAAGCAGCGCAGCUCAAGAUGCUGUCUACUUCCAGAGCGCCCUCAAUAUCGUGCCUCCGCAGUCAACAAUGUUGACUACCACCGACGAUGUGCCAGGGGUAUGGCGCGUAGUUAGCUCACUACCUUGGAUGCAGGACGCUGCUCGAGAUAGACAAGCAGUCCUGCUCUGGCUCAAAGAGAUCAAACGAAAGGCCGUUUGA